Molecule: messenger RNA, 2692 nt
Organism: Vitis riparia (riverbank grape)
Lineage: Eukaryota; Viridiplantae; Streptophyta; Magnoliopsida; Vitales; Vitaceae
Product: CLP protease regulatory subunit CLPX3, mitochondrial
Exons: 15
Coding region: 338-2398 (686 amino acids)
Biological process (GO): protein catabolic process; proteolysis; protein folding
Cellular component (GO): mitochondrial matrix
Molecular function (GO): ATP binding; ATP hydrolysis activity; ATP-dependent protein folding chaperone
Source: RefSeq, a predicted model, not a curated record
AUCAUCUCCUACAAACACUCCCCAACUUUAUCUUAUUCUCCACUCCCUCUCCUCCCCUCCCCUCCCCUUCAUGGAUGCAUACAUUCCAAUUCCCCCUUCAUGCUUUUCUUGCCUCUCUUUCUUUCUUUAAUUUUCAGUUUUUUCAAGGUUUUUUUUUUUUUUCAUUCCCAAAUUCCAAUCAUCCCAUCAGUAGAUAAGAAAAAAUUGGAAAGAAAAAUAGUAUUAUAAUGCUCACAGAUCCCAAUCUGCCAUCUCUCUCAUCUGUGUGAAAAACCCCACAUUUUGGGAAUUGGUUGUAUUGAUUUUUGUAUGUCAUUGUGGUAGAGAAAGUAGGAAGAUGUCUGGUGGAGUACUGAGAGGGAAGAGAGAGGUGGUGGAGCGGUUGUUGAUGGUGGGUAGGUGUAACCACCGGUUCAUGCAGAAGUCGCCCAUCUCGACCCGGUUCGCGAACUGCCUGCAUAUGGGUUCCCACCGCCGGCGGGAGUCGCUGAUCGGAGUUCAGGAGAGGUACAAGUGGGACCACGGCGGCUCCGACGGUUUCCAGACGCGGAAGAUUAGGGCGGAAGCCAAUUGCCCUAGAUGCUCAAAAGUCAUGGAUCUCCUCUUCUCUAAUCGUCACUUUCCAUCCAAUUUCUCACCUGCCGUUCCCACUGAUAGUUCCAAUUCCAAGGGAAGUGGCGGGAGUUAUCAGGCGGUUAAUCUUUGCCCUAAUUGCAAAACCGCUUACUAUUUCAGGCCCUACAAGAUUGCCCCACUUCAGGGGAGUUUCGUGGAGAUUGGUAGGUCCGAUUACAACAAUACAAAUACGAAUCAUCCCAAAGGAAAGGAUAACGAGAAGAAGAGCAGCAAAAACGGUGGUGGUCAUGAGGAAGACUAUGGGAGCAGGCUCAGGAUGUCGUUUUGGGAGACUUUGAGGUCCUAUGGAGGCGACCCGCCGGAGAAUUGGCCACCUCCGCCGCCUCCGCCGUCGGGAAAUGGGCUGGCAGUGCAUACACCGCCGGGGCCGCCGUUUGCUCCUGGAGUUAAUGUGAUUCGGGCGGCCGGACCUGGUGUAGGGGGUAAUGGUGGUGGUGGUGGAGGAAAUGGGUCAUUUGGGGAGAGGAAUGGGUGGGGUGGGUCGAAUUUAGGGAAGGAUUUGCCGACGCCGAAGGAGAUCUGCAAGGGACUUGACAAGUUUGUCAUUGGGCAGGAAAGAGCCAAAAAGGUGCUAUCUGUGGCUGUAUAUAAUCACUACAAAAGGAUAUAUCACGGCUCCUUGCAGAAAGGGUCAGGAGCAGAAUCAGGUACAUCAGAGGUUGAUGAUGAUUCUGUGGAGCUGGAAAAGAGCAAUGUUCUCUUGAUGGGUCCAACUGGCUCAGGAAAAACAUUACUUGCAAAAACACUUGCUCGUUUUGUGAAUGUGCCCUUUGUCAUUGCUGAUGCAACAACUCUUACACAGGCUGGUUAUGUUGGAGAAGAUGUUGAGUCAAUAUUAUAUAAAUUGCUUACGGUUGCUGAGUUCAACGUACAAGCAGCUCAACAAGGGAUGGUCUAUAUCGAUGAAGUUGACAAGAUAACUAAAAAGGCUGAGAGCUUAAACCUUAGCAGAGAUGUUUCUGGUGAGGGUGUUCAGCAAGCAUUACUGAAAAUGCUGGAAGGAACUAUAGUGAAUGUUCCUGAGAAGGGAGCGAGGAAGCAUCCUCGGGGUGAUAAUAUUCAGAUAGAUACAAAAGAUAUCCUUUUUAUAUGUGGUGGAGCAUUUGUUGAUUUAGAAAAAACCAUUUCAGAUAGACGGCAAGAUUCUUCAAUUGGUUUUGGAGCACCUGUUCGUGCUAACAUGAGAACUGGUGGGUUAACCAAUGCUGUGGUGACAUCAUCCUUACUAGAAUCGGUUGAAAGUAGUGAUCUUAUUGCAUAUGGCCUCAUACCAGAGUUUAUUGGACGCUUUCCUAUUCUAGUUAGUUUGUCAGCUCUGACUGAGGAUCAACUUGUUAAGGUUCUCACAGAACCAAAAAAUGCUCUUGGUAAGCAGUACAAGAAAUUGUUUAGCAUGAACAAUGUAAAGCUACAUUUUACAGAGAAAGCACUCAGACAGAUCGCAAAGAAGGCAAUGGUCAAAAAUACGGGUGCUAGGGGUUUAAGAGCCCUACUAGAGAGCAUUCUAACUGAAGCCAUGUAUGAGAUUCCUGAUGUUAAGACAGGAAAGGAUAGAGUAGAUGCUGUUGUGGUUGAUGAGGAGUCAGUGGGUUCAGUAAAUGCCCCUGGAUGUGGAGGGAAAAUCCUUCGUGGAGACGGUGCAUUGGAUUGUUACCUUGCUGAAACCAAGUUGAAAGAUCCAGUGGAGAGUGGUGGCGAGGCAGGGGAUGGGGAAUUGCAGGAAGCCGAGUCGGAGGUCUCAUCAAGAGCCAUGAGCAUGUAACAUUCCUACCUCAAGUCAUUGAUUUGCCAUGUCCAAAAUUGACCCUUGAGUUUUUUUAGUUGUAAAAAUCACAUUCAUAAUUCGGUGUAAUUUAUCCCCUUGUAAAACAGCAUAGCUUCUGUUGUUUUAAUCUCAAUAGAAAAGAGGAAAUAAAAUUAAAAAGGUCAGGCAUAGCAUUGCUAAGUUUAGGAGCUCAUUGUACAAAAUAUUCACCAUUGAAGAGAAGGGGUUAAACUUUACACAGAUGUGAAGUAAUUCAUAAAUAAUAUUUCUAAUUUUUCCAUAGUUCUUUUA